Messenger RNA from Striga asiatica, 822 nucleotides. The record is from the annotation of a GenBank genome assembly. NCBI's taxonomy places the organism in Eukaryota, Viridiplantae, Streptophyta, Magnoliopsida, Lamiales, Orobanchaceae.
AUGCCGCCGGGACGACAAGAUGCCGCAAACGAACGACGUGACGCAACCUUCAACGAUCUGUUUCAACAAAUCGACUACCGAUUUCAACAGUUGGACAUACGUUUCAUGGAUUGGUUUGCCGAUCUUUCAUCCGGAAUCGAGAAUUUGUAUGAACUGUGCCGCGGGCCACCGUGGUGUGCGCGGGGGAGUUCAAUGAGGAAGUGGAGGUCGUGUUCUAGGCGGGGCGCCCCGUCGGCAAUCUCCACAACCGCCACCCGGCGAUGUAGACUGCGAGGAGACCAUCUCAGAGGUGGAUCCCUCAGAGAGUGGCCGACUCUGCCCGUCGAGACUAAGCUCGUUGUUGCGCACAACAACCAAGAUGUGCGGCAACAGGACUGUGACCAACCUUUUGGGGGAGAGAGUGUGCAUGCCAGGGGCGUAGGUCCUACUCCAAUCCGAGUCGAGGAUUUUUCACUUCACAAGUUGGUAGAUGCAAUUAUUUGUAUGCUACAUCCUGAGGUUAAUCAAAGUGCAAUUGAACUAGCAAAAGCAACGAAAGAUGACGAUGGGGUGAUUCUGACACGUCAUGAAAAGUACUUUCAAGUUAUUGACCAUUCGGGUGGUGUUGAAUUUUUGAGUUUUAUGAUGCCCAGGGGUGUUUGGUUUGGAAGUAGGGUCCUAUGUUGUGUGGGUCGGCUAGAGUGGACGGUGGGAGACAUUCAACCUUUGUGUUUGACUGGGAAAAACAACAGGGUCCUACCACGGAUUCGACACCACACGCCGGCCACGGGAGCGCAUCGGCUUCGAGGGCAAAGCCUUCCGAACUGGGGGAGAAUGGUGUAG